UUCGGCGCUCGCGGGGGCGGCUAGCAACGCUCCGCGCUCUCUCCGGUUUCAGCGAACUGUGCCUCCAGCGGGAAGUAUCUUCAUUGCCGCAAUUAGAGACGGCGUCCGCACUGAUCCGCCUGUCUGGCUUGUCGCAAGGCCGUGUCGACAGAACGGGAAGCGGCGGCGAGAAGCGGCGGCUAUAUUAGGCGCGUGGCGAAGAGGUGGUGCGUAGCGUUUUCUUGAAGAAAAAGUCGCCGACCAAGGCAAGGACGCUCUCUUCUAAGCUGGAUAUAAUGGAGACUCGCCGACCGACCUACAAGCGUCACGAAGCUACGGGCUGGGUCUUUCCCCGGGACGGCUUCGAGUGGUCAGAGUUCGAAGGCGCCUGCAGCUACCAACCACGCUCCGACGACAUAAUCCUGAUGACCUACCCGAAGUCGGGCACCACUUGGGUCCAGUACAUGCUGUACCUGCUCGUCCACGACAUGAAACCCCUGCCUCCCGGAAGCCGACUGGACAGCUUCGCUCCCUUCCUCGAGAAGGGGGGCCUCAACCUCAUCAGCACCCUUGAAAAGUCGCCUAGGCCCAUCAAGACGCAUCUGUCCUUCGACGUGAUGCCGUGGCAUGCCGAGCCCCGCUACGUCUGUGUGCUGCGGAAUCCAAAGGACGUUUGCGUAUCUCUGUACCACCACGUACGGGGCUUCGAGAAAUACUAUCACUUCACGGAUGGUAGCUUCGACGAUUUCUUCGAAGCUUUCCUGGAAGGAGAAGUGGACUCCGCCGACUACCACGACCACCUGCUGUCACUUUGGCGCCAUCGGGGCAAGGAGAACGUGCUUUUACUGACUUACGAAGACCUAAUGGAACGAACUCUGCAACAGGUCGGUAGGCUCGUCGAACACGUCAGGCCGUGCUUCCCUGCCGACUGGAAAUCUCCCGACUUGGGGUCUCUGGUGGCCGCUGCGAGCUUCGACGCAAUGAAGGCGCAACGUCCCGAACAGUGGGCCAGCACCAGACCAGAAAACAUGCCGGGUUUCAUCCGCCGCGGUCGCGUGGGAGACUGGCGCAACUACCUCACGCAGGAUCAAAACGAAAGGCUGGAGAGCAAGUUCGCACGCAAAAUGACUGGUUCGGGCGCCGAGAUCCUCUGGCCCAAGGAGAUGAAGGGACGUGAAAGCGUGUGAAAGGACAGUGGCCGUGUGUUUUGUGUGGAGCCAGCGGCAUCCGAUGGUGGUCGUGACAAAAGCACGGGGCGAAUUACGAUGUCAUACUCUACCCUAAAGCCGUCGCUUUCGGAGUGAAUACGUGGAUAGCUUACCUAACUGUGUAAAUUAGGAACCGAAUGGAGAAAGUUGUGUGCAUCUGAAAUACGUGCUUUAUUCAAGAUAAAAUUUACCUUCAUAACAA
This is a messenger RNA of Dermacentor silvarum, 1389 nucleotides long. Its product is annotated as sulfotransferase ssu-1. Gene Ontology annotation, biological process: sulfation. Gene Ontology annotation, cellular component: cytoplasm. The record is from RefSeq and is a predicted model, not a curated record. The transcript has a single exon. Gene Ontology annotation, molecular function: sulfotransferase activity. NCBI's taxonomy places the organism in Eukaryota, Metazoa, Arthropoda, Arachnida, Ixodida, Ixodidae. The coding region runs from base 276 to 1166 and encodes 296 amino acids.